This is a messenger RNA of Diachasma alloeum, 2001 nucleotides long. Its product is annotated as speckle-type POZ protein. The transcript has 2 exons. Gene Ontology annotation, biological process: proteasome-mediated ubiquitin-dependent protein catabolic process; regulation of proteolysis. Gene Ontology annotation, cellular component: cytoplasm. Lineage: Eukaryota; Metazoa; Arthropoda; Insecta; Hymenoptera; Braconidae. The coding region runs from base 137 to 1177 and encodes 346 amino acids. Gene Ontology annotation, molecular function: ubiquitin protein ligase binding. The record is from RefSeq and is a predicted model, not a curated record.
UCCCAGCAGAAUCCCUGAACUCGCAGAGCACGACUCCACGCCAACAAUCCCCCAAACUCAUCAGUAAACCCCGAGUCCCCAGUCCCUCGACAAUCAAAACCCCCCUAAGAAUCUUCAGCAGUAUAAAACCCCAGAAAUGUCGAGCACAGAGUCGAAAAUCGUUCUGACCCAGCGCACCCGCACCGAGGUAUUCACAUACCACUACGAAUGGAAGAUCAAGGACUUCAGCGGUCGUCCAGAGCUCCCAGGCCAGUGCAUAAAGUCCUCGGUAUUCUCCCUGGAUCCGAAGACAGACGAGAAGUGGUACCUGAGGUUCUACCCAAAAGGGACACGACCAGAGGAGCCGAAUUUCACGUCCCUCAGGAUGUGCCUAAAAUCGGACGAUGGCCGUGAGGUCCACAUGAAGUCGGAGGUUUCAGUGCUCACUGUUCACCAGGAGAAGCAGUACUCGACCACUUGGGUCCACAAGUACGUCUCUGGUCGCCCCUUUGGGCCCACUCGACUGUUCCACAAGAACUGGCUGACAGAACAUCCCGAGAAGUGUCUGCCUGACGACACUCUGACUCUCCUGUGUCAGUUCACAGUCGUCGAGUCUGAGGGCUCGUCCAUUUACGAUAAACCCAAGUUCAAUGAGGUGGAGAGGCGUCUGGGGACUGACAUGGGAGUCCUGCUGAUGGAGGAGGCCAAGUUCAGUGACAUCACCUUCGACUUGUCUGGGGAGAAGAUCCACGCUCACAGAGCCGUCUUGGCUGCUCGCAGCCUCGUCUUUGAGACUAUGUUCAAGUACUACGAGGGGGUGGUUCCUAUCAAUGAUAUCGAGCCCGAGGUCUUCAAGGCCAUGAUGACUUAUCUUUAUACGGAUAUUGUGCCCAAGCUCAAGGAGAUGGCAGGUCGAUUGUUAGAGAUGGCUGAGAGGUUCGGGCUCGACAGCCUCAAAGCCAUGUGUGAGCCCGUUCUCUUCGAGUCGCUCACCACCGAGAAUUGCGCUGAUAUUCUGGUGAAAGCGGACUUGUUCAGAGCAGCACAGCUGAAGAGUUCUGCCAUUGAGUUCAUUACGAGGAACUUGAGGGAUGUUGUCAAGUCCCCUGGGUACCAAAUACUGGAGAAACAGCAUGCAGGACUGCUGACUCAAAUUAUUCUGGAGAUGGAGCCAAAGUCGAAGAAGAUUAAGACGUAGGAAUGAAGAGGUUUGAGUUUUGUCUUCAAUGAAAGUGGCUUCCGCUGUUGAUUAGGAAUUGUUGAGACGAUUGAUUAUUUAAUGUUUAAGGACACUAGACUCUUAGGGAAUUUUGGAAUUUGUAGACAGGGAACUUCGGUUAUUUGAUAAGAGACUAAGACAUUGAACAGUGAAUUGGAAAUGACGAGGGGAGUUUCUUUGAAAAUGUUUAUUUGUCGUUCGUCAAAUUCAAGGAUUUUUUUUUAGUUGACAAAAUUAAUUGCAAUUAAAAAAGUACUUCGACAUUUUUUCUUAAAAUUAUUCAUCAUCAAUGACAGUUCCAUUGAAAUCGUGAACUAGUCGUCAAGAAUUUCAGGAUUUCAUAUUUAUUAUUUAAAGUUUUCAGUGUCAUAAAAAUAAUUUUCAGUUCUUAGAAUAUAAAAAACCGGUGAUUAUUGAGAUAAUUAAUUAUUUAAUAUUCAAGGGAAUUUUGACAGUCUUAUGGACUGGGAACGUUUAUUUAAUAAUUAACUAUAUAAAAUUAAUUUAUUUAAUAAAAUAUUAAUUUCUUCAUUCGUCGAUAUUAUUAAUAUUCAGUUCAUUGUAAUGAGUGAAUUGACACAUUCUCGUUGUUUUUUAGUUGACGUAAUUGAUUGCCAACUAAAUUAAUAGCCAUUCUUUCCUAACAUUAUUUCUUCACAUAGUCAACAAUUUCAGGAUUUCAUAUUAAUUAAUUAAGAUUUUUCAGAUCGUUAUAAGAAUAUUUUCCAAUACAAAAAAUAUCAAGAUUUGUGUGUGACGAGAGUUAGAGGAGGCAAAAGGUGUACAGUUUAAAAUUAAUUACA